AUGACGACGUUUCUAGCAGUUUCGGUUAUUGCGGUGUUAGUUUCCUCGAUCUCCUGCAACCAGUAUCGCCCUGAUGCGUCCAAGAUAUCCGAUUAUGACAACUACAAAGAGGACAAGUCGUACAUCGGGAAGGAGAUAGCGUGCACCGCCGAGGAAAAGGAAUGUUACAAGCUCGGCCGCGUGCUGUACACGGAUGGCAAGUGUUACAUGCUGGCUCACGUCGGGCCUUGCAAAGAGCUGGAGCUGCAUUUCAGUAGGGAGAAGGCUCGAAACGGCGAGUUCAAGCCGGAGUGUCAACCAGCGUUCAAGUGCGGCACGCCCAACGAAAUGUACAUGGCUUACGACGGGAUCUGCUACCAAUCCGAGCUCAUCCACGAGGUGUGCGACGUUCACAAGAACCUCACCGUCAGCCAAAACCUGUUCGGCGAAAUCCACUGCCGCUGUUUCGGCGACGGGUGCCCUCCGCGGCCGGCGGUCAGCCAGCCCGAGGAGCCCGGGCGCUGCCGCCUGCCCGAUCUCAUCCACGAGGGCUUCCCGUACUGGCACGACAACCUUCGCGGCCGCCUCUUCCCGUGCUCCGCGGAGGAGCACGCGUGCCUCAAGCAGGGAACGAUGCUGCACGAGGGCACCGGCGCGUGCCACCGGCUCCUGGAGCGCGGGCCGUGCCCCGAAGGGCAGCAGUUCGUGGCCGACCGCGCCGCUUUCCAGGAGCGCGGUUGGUUGCUGGGAAGGUGUGCCCCGCCCUCCUGUCCCGAUGGGCACGUGCGCAUGCAGUUCGACGGGCAGUGUUACCCACUCGACGUCGCCCUCAAUAAGAUUUGCCCGCCUCAUAUUCUCGUGCGUGAUGUGUUUGGGGAUAGUGGGUGUGGUUUUGACCAAGAUCUCGAUGUGAGCAAGCACCUACCGCGUGAUGUGACGGCAAAGGGAGAGUGCUAUAAACCGCAAAGGGGAUUUUAG
Molecule: messenger RNA, 957 nt
Organism: Gryllus bimaculatus (two-spotted cricket)
Lineage: Eukaryota; Metazoa; Arthropoda; Insecta; Orthoptera; Gryllidae
Source: the annotation of a GenBank genome assembly